AGAAUACGCGAAAACUGCAAUAUUAGAAAAUGUGCAAUAUGCAUGCGUAAAUUCGAAUUGAAAAUCCGAUUUUAAUCAAUUGAAAUAAGACUUUAACAAGUGCAAUACGCCCAUGCGUACGUACAAGUGCAGUUCACAAUAACACAAACAACUCGUGCGUUUUUCCAAGCGGCAGCAAAUUACGGCCAACAGCCAUGAAGAAGCGUAACUCGCGCUGCAAUUCGGAUACACAACAGAUGGAGAGCGAUGGCAACGACUUAAGCCUGUUGCAGCGACCCCUCCAAACUGCCCACACAGGCUUCGAGGAGGCCCGACGCGCCUACGAAAACGGAACCAGUGAGGUGCGUCGUCUGCUCAGCGAGGAAUGCAGCCUCAUCUAUGAGUGCAACGUGUGCCGCAAUAUGUUUCGCAGUUUGGCCAAUUUCAUUAGCCACAAACGUGUCUUCUGCUGCAUAAGCGCCCGUGUAACGAGCUAUAAUACUAGAUACGCAGAUCAAAACUCCACGAUGAUACUUCAGGCAGGAGCCUCACAGGAUAUUGAACACAUGCUGCGCAGUCGAAGCACAGGCUGUUCGCCGGUGCCUCGCGAGGCGCGUCCCAUGCGUGGCAGCAUGCGUGAUUUAAGUGGCGUCAUUGAACGCUUACGUCGCGAGAAAGCGCCUACUGCGGCAGGUAAGCAGCUGCCGCCAGUGCUGCAGCUGGAGUCGGUGCCGACAUCUAGUCACGCGGUCUACCAGACGAUAAAGCUCGAGCAAGAUGAUAGCAUUAAAACAGAGCUAAACGAAGUGCAUCUCAUGCUUAAUCCAGAGCAAACUAUCGUAGGACCCGAUGGCAAGGCGAUGAACCCACAUCAAUACGAGCGACCAAGUGGUAGCGAUUCGGCAGAAACACCUGAGCAGUCCGUCAGCGACGAAACGGAAACGAACAUUCUCUGCGAAAUAUGCAACUUGACUUUUCAGACGCAAAAGACACUGGAGCUGCACAUACAGAAGCAUCAUUCAUCGUCGGCGUUUGUGUUUCAGUGCCCAGCCUGCUCGCUUACUUUUCUGCAGGCAGCAGCUGUCAUACGUCACCUCUCCAAGGAUCACAAAAAACCAACUCGAAGAAUUCGCAUGAUGCGAAACACGAUCCUGAAACGCCGCAUGCAGCAGGGUGAUGUCCAGCCCAAGGGACCAAGUCGUGAACUAAAGCGUCUCCAGUUGUCUGAUGAUGUUGUCGGACAAGUGCCCGAGCGUACUAAUCCAAAUGGGGAACAGCGCAAGAUCAUGUCGCUGUGCAUUUACUGCGAGAAGUCGUUUGAGCGUCGUGCGGCGCUAUCUACGCAUCUGCUAAACUGUCGCGCCAAGCAAGAGGCGUUGGCCAAGCCAGCACCAGCCGUUAAGAAGCAAAAGGCCAUCUCAAAUGGUGGCAGUGGUUCCAAUCUGGAUAUGCUUGACGAGAGCCCCAGCUCAGUUGCAGUGGAUAUGCAGAGCAUUGACUCUACUGCGCUGAAUGAAAUGUUUGCCGGUCUGGCCGAGCAAAAUGAAAACUAUGCACCGGGGCUCCGUACCGUAUCGCUGGACAAGCUGCAGCUACAGCAGGAGAGUGAUUUAUCUAGCGAAGAGGCGUCCAACAGCGAAGACGAACAGGACGAACAGGAGGAGCGGGAGUUGGACGAACAGACCAGCGUUGACGAGACAAAAUCGAAAACAAAAAAGAAGCGCAAUGUGCCCAUUGAGAAACAGCUGCGCUGUCGUUGCAAGAUCUGCAAUAAGCAGUUCAACGCGCUCGGCAAUCUGCGACGCCACAUUUCCAUGUUCCAUUAUCGUGCUCGCCGUUUCGGCUGCACCAUAUGCGACUACCGCGCCUUUCGCCGUUACGACAUAGUCAAUCACCUGGGUUUCACACACAAAAUUGAGGGCGAUCGCGACAGGCUGACCGAGCAGUAUGUCUCCACGCAUGAGUGCGAGUACUCACGCGAUGAUGUCGAUGCUGAUAUUAUACUGUUAGAUAAGGAGCAGUCAGCGGAGUUGGAGCUAGCUGCCGAGCCAAAGCCGGCACCCAAAACCUAUGAGAGACGUAUGAAGCGCGUUAAAACAAUAACUGAGCCACCGCCAGAGAUUGCGCCCAGUUCGCCCAUAGCCGCAACCGCUGCCCCCGCCUUCGUCAUCAAGGAGGAACUAGAAGAGGAGCAAUUGCAACAGCCCGUGCCCAACAAAAAGCGUCGUAAGUCGCGCACGCAAAUUUCACCAGACACUGGCGAGCGCAGCGCCGAGAAACGACCCAUAAGGAAACGCGUUAAGGCCGUCAACAAAGAUUUUGUCUAUGAUCUUGUUAGUUUCAAGGCGGAUCCAUCUGGUGCACUGAACGCUGUUGAGUCGAUGCGAGCCAAACUGCGUCGCCAACCUGGCCAGGCUGUAGCCUGUGUGGAGUCCAAACCCAAGCAAUGGGAGCCCUAUAUAACCGAGGACAAGAAAUCCCUGGUGCGGGGCAUCACCCGUCGCAUAAUGCUAAAACUGGUCAGCGAAGGACGCGCAGUCUCUGCAACACUUCCGGAGCUGCCUGCCGAGCGACCGCAAAUCCGCCCGCGUCUCACUUCCUAUACGCGCAGCGAUUGUAGCCAGCAGAAUGUGGUGGACACAGCUCCAGCCAUCUCCGUUAGCGAGAGCUUUAUUGAGAGGAUUGCCAAGCGCACGGCAGCUGCCGGCAAGGAUGCAACCAUCACCAAUCUAUGGCAAAAGGUAAACAACGCCAUUGCGCAACAACAGAAGCCGGAAGUGCCGGAUGCGUUCGCCGUCGCCGAAGCGGAAGCGAUGCCUGAGCCCCAAGUGGAGUUAGACGCGCUGCACAAGACGCCUAACGGCAAGCACAGCCUUAGUACGGAGCUUCAGCUAACGCCGCCAUCGCCUCCGCGGAAAGGGAACGGGGCGAACAAUGCCCUGAAUACAUCCGCUAACUCAGACGUGGCAAUGCCUGCUUCGCCCUUGCCAGCCACCGUUGUGGAGUGCCUCAGCAGCAUGGAACCUCCAAUGGCAGCGAGUACGACCGCAAAGUUUCCAGCAUUACCAAAGCCACAAUCCGUACUGCAGGCAUCCGCCAACGGAACGAUCCAAUUGACAUUGGACAGCCUGUUGCGUGCCGCACUGCAGAACUGAACGGAUCGGUCGAACAUUCUGCGUUAGAGUUUGUUAUUAGCUGUUUUUGCUAAAUGUUAACUUGACCUCUCAUUUAAUGUUUAAUAUAGCAUGUAAUGUUUUGAACUGGUGUCCUUAUUGUAUACUCCCAUGUUUUUUCGCAUCUGUGCGUUUCCAUAUCCAUUUUAUGUUAAUGUGAUGAAAACUUGAGUAUUACACAGCUUCAAUAACCAAAUGAAAAAUUAAAACCCGUAGCAUAAUUUUUGGCAACUAGCUAAUAUAAGACGCUUUAACUCAAGUUAAAAUGGCAUUUUAAAACAUGUUUUAGUGAAAUUUGUCUAUCUAGUUUAUAGUGCAAGUAUGUAUACGAAGUUAUAUAAAAUCAAAACCGACUCAAGGAAUAGGUAGAGUCCUGCUUGUUCGUGUCGCGAAAGGCAUCUGGACACCUAACUAAAUGGGUUACAAUAGCCAAGCGAUUGUAUAUAAAAGAGGAACUACUUGCAAGUCUGUGCACAUGAUCCUCUGCAUACAUAUUUUGUAAACUCGUUGUUCAGUGUAAUAAGUAAAUGAAUGUUGUACAAGAUAGAGCCUUAAAUGAAAUCACCAAAUGAUAAU
Messenger RNA from Drosophila novamexicana, 3728 nucleotides. RefSeq lists its product as uncharacterized. NCBI's taxonomy places the organism in Eukaryota, Metazoa, Arthropoda, Insecta, Diptera, Drosophilidae. The record is from RefSeq and is a predicted model, not a curated record. The coding region runs from base 195 to 3134 and encodes 979 amino acids. The transcript is spliced from 5 exons.